CACUUCCGCGGGGUGCCGCUCUGCGCCUCGGCUCGAUGGUUACGGUCCGCCCGGCGGGGGAGCGCGGAGCUGUCCCGGCCCGUCAUGUCUGAGAAAGAUAGCGUUGAAGAUCUGAAAGAAGAAACCUCUAAUGAAGAUGGAAAUGAACAGAAAGCAGAGGGCCUUGGCAGCACUGAGAGCAAUGAAGAGAAAGAGCAAGAGAUCGAGCCUCCGCCUAUGACUCGGAAAAGACCUGAACCCAAACCCACAAGUCAGCCUGCUGCCACAGAGAAGCCUGCAGCUGAAACCCUCAAGGCCUCUGAUUCUUCAGCUGCAGUUCAGACAGGAUGGGGUUACUGGGGAAGCUGGGGGAAAUCUCUUCUGUCAACUGCAUCUGCUACUGUAGCUACUGUAGGUCAAGGUAUUUCAAAUGUCAUAGAAAAAGCAGAAACAACCCUUGGGAUCCCCAGUCCAAGUGAAAUCUCUUCAGAAACUAGAGAUGCUACAAGAGGAAGCGAAAAUCCUGGUGCUAGCAGCACAGAUGCAGUUGGGGAUGGCAGUUCCUUUCCUAUUGCCGGAGCUCUUGAAGUGUUAUCAACCAUCUCUACUGCUGUCCAAAGCACAGGAAAAAGCGUUAUUAGCGGAGGUCUGGAUGCCUUGGAAUUCAUUGGGAAAAAGACAAUGGAUGUAAUAGCUGAGGGAGAUCCUGGAUUCAAAAAAACAAAGGGCCUAAUGAACAGAAACUCCACGCUAUCUCAGGUCUUACGAGAAGCAAAGGAGAAAGAAGAGCAGCAGACAGCUACUGAGGUUGCCAUGGCUACGGAGAAGAAAGCCCAUUAUGGGUUACUGUUUGAUGAGUUUCAGGGUCUUUCUCAUCUGGAGGCCUUAGAGAUGCUUUCCAGAGAGAGUGAAUCAAAGGUGAAAUCGGUUCUAAGUGCUCUCUCUGGAGAAGAGUUGGACACACUGAAGGAGGAAAUGGAACAAGUGAAAGAAGCAUUUUCUUUACCUGAAUUCUUUGAAGAAGAGGAGGAAGAAAAGAAGGGAGAUGAGGAGUUCACAAAAGAAGUAACAGAGUUGUUUUCAGAGUUGCACAUCUCCUCAAGCCCGGCCAAACUGAUCACAGUGAGGACAUCUGCUCAUGAAUGGAUAGCACAAUUCAACAGUAGUCUUCCUAAAGAAGAAAAAGAGAGUGAAGAGAAUCGAGAAGUAGAAUCCAGAGAUGGUGACCACGAUGCUAGAAAAUCAGUAGAGGAUAUUCAUGCAUUUGCCAUAAGAAGUCUGGCCGAACUGACAGCAUGCUCCAUUGAAAUGUUCCACAAAACUGCAGCUUUGUUUCUACAUGGUCAGAAACAAGAGGUGACGGCCACAGACAGAGCCAAGUCCCUUUCACAAAUGACAAUUAUGCUGUGUAAAGAACUGUCAACUUUCUCUAAAGAGUUUACUACAUGCUUAACGACUGCAGGGGUCAAAGAGAAAGCAGAUGUGCUUAAUCCCUUAAUCACUGGAGUGUUUUUGGAGGCUUCAAACAGUGCUUCAUAUAUCCAAGAUGCCUUCCAGCUCUUGCUGCCUGUACUUCAGAUCUCUGUUAUUGAGGCUAGAACGGAACUAUCACAGUAAUAAAAACCCUUCUAAUUAAGAACUUUUUGACCUUCCCACUUCGUAGUUUCCAUGCUGGAGAGUGAUGUAAUAGCUCUUAUUAAAGGGAAAAAGAUUAACUCUGAUCGCUGCUGCUGUAAGAACCGUGAUUAAAUGCAGUCUGGCAAUGACAGCUUCUACAGCACUGAGAGAUGUGAUUAGCAUAGUCCAGGUUGGUGGGCAGUGUGACAGACUUAAGUGCAGACUGCUUCUCUGUUUCCAUGGACUGACUAUAUCUUCUCACUGAAAUCCCUCUGCUGUAUCUGUUAACAAGCCCUUUGUCUUCACAGUCCAGAGAGCUUCUGCCAGUGCUGGAGAGAAGAGUAGCAGCUGGGCAGUUAAAGAGUUAGCUAAACUCAUGGUGUGAUUUUUAAGUCAGAGAGACAUAAUUAGGCUCCUGAUAGCUCUGCAUUGGUGUCGAACUGAAUAUUGGAUAGGAAGUGCAAGAAAAGGCAAAUAUUUAUGAACCUUGCAGUUCCUAGACUGGAAAGAAUAGAGCUGGAAAGAGAGGAUUCCUUAUCAAGCUGUUGCUGCUGAAGAGAAGCCCUGGUUGCCUGAAGAUGUCUGUUAAUGACUCAGGGAUGUGGGAUUGGGACUCUCACUAGGGUGCUGUUCUCUUGCAGAGUGCUUGCUUCAGCAUGAGCUGCGAAAAUGCUGAUCUGGCCCUAAGAAUGGGGGUACUUUGCUUUAUAGCAAUAAAUGAGAACUGGCUAAAAGAGA
Messenger RNA from Pezoporus flaviventris, 2334 nucleotides. RefSeq names its product family with sequence similarity 114 member A2 (gene FAM114A2). The transcript is spliced from 14 exons. The record is from RefSeq and is a predicted model, not a curated record. NCBI's taxonomy places the organism in Eukaryota, Metazoa, Chordata, Aves, Psittaciformes, Psittacidae. The coding region runs from base 85 to 1596 and encodes 503 amino acids.